Molecule: messenger RNA, 468 nt
Organism: Lathyrus oleraceus (garden pea)
Lineage: Eukaryota; Viridiplantae; Streptophyta; Magnoliopsida; Fabales; Fabaceae
Exons: 1
Coding region: 1-468 (155 amino acids)
Source: RefSeq, a predicted model, not a curated record
AUGACAAAAUUUGAGAUGACCGAUCUUGGUCUCAUAACGUACUUCCUUGGCAUUGAGUUCCACAAGUUCAAAAAAGGGCUUCUCAUGCACCAAAGAAGAUAUGCGCUUGAAAUAUUGAAGAAGUUUGAAAUGGAGCAUUGUAAUGCUGUCAUUACUCCAGUUGAACAAAGGUUACAAUUGUCGAAGAAUGAGGAUGAGGAAGAUGUUGAUCCAACUCAGUAUAGGAGACUGAUUGGAUUCUUGCAUUAUUUCUGCAAUACACGAUCAAACUUGGUGUUUAGUGUCGGUAUUGUGAGUAGAUUCAUAGGGGGACCGAAGGUGUUUCACUUGGCAGCAUUCAAGAGGAAUAUAAGAUAUGUCAAGGGUUCUGUGGGUUGCGGAAUUCUCUUUCUCGCAACGGGUACGAGCAAAACAUGCAAUUUGCUCGGUUUUAUGGAUUCCAAUUGGUGCGUAGAUAAAGAUCAUUGA